Messenger RNA from Seriola dumerili (greater amberjack), 3581 nucleotides. RefSeq names its product E3 ubiquitin-protein ligase Siah2 (gene siah2l). The record is from RefSeq and is a predicted model, not a curated record. Gene Ontology annotation, cellular component: cytoplasm. NCBI's taxonomy places the organism in Eukaryota, Metazoa, Chordata, Actinopteri, Carangiformes, Carangidae. Gene Ontology annotation, molecular function: ubiquitin conjugating enzyme binding; ubiquitin protein ligase activity; zinc ion binding. Bases 220 to 1203 code for a protein of 327 amino acids. Gene Ontology annotation, biological process: multicellular organism development; proteasome-mediated ubiquitin-dependent protein catabolic process. The transcript is spliced from 3 exons.
UUUACAGCCAAACAUUACGUAACGACACGACUCCGCUCUCUGAUUGGCUGAGCGGCCUGUCAAUCACUGAUCUGGCGGCCAAUGGCAGCCAGCGGCAGGCGAUACAAACUGACAGCCGCCAUGUUGUGUCUCCGGGGGCCUGGAGGGACGUCCGGUAGUAGACGGUAGAUGUGACCGCUUGCUCGGCAGCUCAUAGGGAAGGGACCGCAGCUUGAAGCCAUGAGCCGUCCGUCCUCAGCCGGAGCCGGAGGUGGAGGACUCGGGGCCGGGAAAGCAGGCGGAGGAAAGCACGGGGGCUCGGGAGGCGCAGCUGCCGCCGCCGCUGCCGCCGCAGCAGCCGCAGCAGCAGCGGCAGCUGCCGCCGGUGUGAGCUCCGUGGCCGGGUCUGGGUCGGCUGCCCCUUCCUCCGCCGUGUCCCUGCCCACGGCCGGCCUGCCCGGGCAGUCCACGGAGCUCACGGCGCUGUUCGAGUGCCCGGUUUGCUUCGACUACGUCCUGCCGCCCAUCCUCCAGUGUCAGGCGGGUCACCUGGUCUGUAACCAGUGCCGUCAGAAGCUGAGCUGCUGUCCGACCUGCCGAGGCCCGCUCACCCCGAGCAUCCGGAACCUGGCCAUGGAGAAGGUGGCCUCCACGCUGCCGUUCCCCUGCAAGUACUCGUCGGCCGGAUGUCUGCUGACCCUCCACCACAGCGAGAAGCCCGACCAUGAGGAGGUGUGCGAGUUCAGGCCGUACACCUGUCCGUGUCCCGGGGCCACCUGCAAGUGGCACGGCUCUCUGGAGGCUGUCAUGCCGCACCUGAUGCACGCGCACAAGUCCAUCACCACGCUGCAGGGGGAGGACAUCGUCUUCCUGGCGACGGACAUCAACCUGCCCGGCGCCGUGGACUGGGUGAUGAUGCAGUCGUGCUUCAGCCACCACUUCAUGCUGGUCCUGGAGAAGCAGGAGAAAUACGAGGGCCACCAGCAGUUCUUCGCCGUCGUGCUGCUCAUCGGCACCCGCAAGCAGGCCGAGAACUUCGCCUACCGCCUGGAGCUCAACGGCAACCGCCGCCGGCUCACCUGGGAGGCCACGCCGCGCUCCAUCCACGACGGGGUGGCGGCCGCCAUCAUGAACAGCGACUGCCUGGUGUUCGACACCUCCAUCGCUCAUCUGUUCGCUGACAACGGCAACCUGGGGAUCAACGUCACCAUCUCCAUGUGCUGAGGGGGCGGAGCAACAGUUGUGAUAAACAGACAGACGUCAUGACGCAGGGUCAGUUUGACCGUUCAGGAGGUGUGGCGUUCACUUUCUGUCUCGCUCUGUGCUCACAGGAAGUCGUAAACGUCCUGCAGUGAUGGUGAUACAGCUGCUGUGCAGCUGGACUUGUUUGUAAAACAUUUGCAGCAGGUUUAGCAGCAGAACGCCGGCUCCGCCCUGUUUGACGUGUGAUGAAUGACCGAACAGGAAGUGUCGAGCAUCAGGUGUCCUUCUUGAACUGAUGAAGACGAGGUCAGACCUGCUGCUGCGACCGCCGCCCGUCCAGACCGGGACCCGGGGCCCCGGGGCCCCGGGCCAGAGUCCACUCCCCCGAGCAGAGAGGAUUCUGGUCUCACUGGAGGAAACAAACAAAACCUUCACCACAGCAGCCACACAACUUCCUGUCGGGUUCAUCCGACUUCCUGUCGACGUGUUCACAGUAUUCUGCUCUUUGCUGCUGUCAUUGGCUGACAGGUGUUUUCAGUCAGAGUCUUUGUCUUCGACUGCAGCUUCACUUUUUACAAAGAUAUGAAAACAUGAAGACACGUUUGAUUGACAGGUUUCUCAGCCUGUAACAGGGGUCACUGUAGGUCAUUUGCUUUGAUGACAUAUGUAUAAUUCCCAUCUCAACAUUAAUGUUUAUUGGGACGAUAAAAAAAAAAAACUGCUGAUGAAUGUUAAAAUCAUCAGACAGUAAAUUAAAUACCUGACAUUCACCACUUCACACAACUGUCUAAUACAGAGAUACAGAUGUUGAACAGCUGACUGGGUUAUAGUCUUAUGAGAUAUAUUAGGACCUCAGCUAAUGAUUAUUGUUCUUAUUGAUUAAUCAGCUGCAUAUUUUCUCGAUUAGUUUAUAAAAUGUGUUUCGUAGAUUCAGUUCACGAAGAGAUGAAACAGAGAAAAGCAGAAAAUGGCAAAAUCAUAACGAACUGAUGAUCAGAAAGUUGCAGAUAAUUUUUCUGAUGAUUGAUUAAUUGACUCGUUAUUGCAGGUGUGAUGAUGAUCAUGUAUCAGACAAACAGAGCAGCUGCUGGCACCAGGUCUUCUUCUUCAUGUUGACAAUCAUGGUCAAUCAGAUCAAUAAACUUUAAUCUUUACUCACAUCCAGCUGAACCCAGAGUCGGGAAAAGUGAACGACACAUCAGUCACUCAAGUUUCAGACAUUAUUGAUCAGAGCUGCAACGAUUAGUUGACAAAUGGAUGAAUUGAUCGACAGGAAAUUAAUCGUUUCGCUCAUUUUUCAAGAAAAAAUGUUUAAAAAUUCUGUUUUCAGAUUUUAAAUGUGAUAAUUUUCUGCUUUUCUUUCUUUUCUGACAUUGAAUUAAAAAUCUCUGAAUGUCGUCAUUUCCUUAUUUUUUAACUUGAUACAGACGAAAUGAUGAAUCGACUCUAUAUGAAAUAAUCAGAUUAAUUGAGUCGCAGCUGAACCGUAGCACGUUCCCACCGAUGCAGUUAACAGUGUUGACCAAUGUGCUCUGUCACCUGUCAAUCAAUAAUCAAUAAUAACCAGCAGACAAAGAGAGAGGCUGUUGAAGCAGAAUAAUGUGAACACGUUCACUCUGUGCUUUAAUGACCGGAGCUGUGGCCUGUGUCUCAGGUCGCUGGUUCAAAUCCCGCGGGCGGCCACGGUGGCGUUCUGACCGCGGACUCGUCCCUCACGGUUUGGAGGUUUGGCGUCGGACCUCUGUGGGAUCCAGUCAAUCCUCAGACCUUCUUUUAAUCUCAGAUAAAAGCAGUGAAAUGGAGGAAUAAUCCUCCGCCCCUCCUCCUGCAGUCUGCCGAGCCGCCAGCGCCUUACUUUUCUACCGCCGUCCUCCUCAUGAUCGUGCUCUUUCUGAGGGAGUCUUGGUGCUGAUGAGCUUCAGUUGAACAUUGUUUUUAGUUUUCUUACUGAAAACCUGCCCAGGGAAACGACGAGACUGACGGAAGAGAAAUGUGUAAAAACAGUUUGCUGCUUGUUCAAAGCCACAGAGACGGUGGACGGACGGACUAUUGUAGGUAAAGAAACUUGAUCGUCUCUGAACCUUCGUAGCAACUGGAAAGAAGUUGGCGUCAGCAGAUACCUCUGAUCACGACUCACGUGACUGAACCGCAGAUUCCUCAGACCUCAGCGCCGUUUCCUCUGUGUUCGCUCAGAGACGAAAACCAGUCGUUCAUUCACACUACUCCAUGUAGGUGUGACUCGUCCUGAAUCAUAUCUGCAGCAUCAGCAACAAUUCCUCCAUUUAACCUAAAACAGCUGCAGAGCCUCCGUCAGUGGCAGAACGUUAAAGCUCCUCCAGUGUAAAGGUCUGUGUCCAUGUGUAGUGUGAUUAUAGAUCAGCUCUAGCUUCUAUAUUAAU